Messenger RNA from Rhineura floridana, 3829 nucleotides. It is a transcript of the gene C15H19orf47, whose product is annotated as chromosome 15 C19orf47 homolog. Gene Ontology annotation, cellular component: nucleus. The coding region runs from base 240 to 1403 and encodes 387 amino acids. Lineage: Eukaryota; Metazoa; Chordata; Lepidosauria; Squamata; Rhineuridae. The record is from RefSeq and is a predicted model, not a curated record. The transcript is spliced from 9 exons.
GCGUGGGGGGAGGGAUCCCCCCGAGGCAGCCUUGAGGGGUGAAGGAGGCGCGGCAUUAACCCCCGUCCCUCCCCCCGAGAAGCGGCUUCUGCCGGAAUCCUCUCGCUCUCUGGGACUCCGCCACCGACGGGGGAGGGGACGGGGACGGCGUCCCGGGCCUCGCCUCUCCGCAAGCCCCGGCAGGGCGUUCCUGGGCGCGAGGCCGCGGCCCCUACUGGGCCCCUGCUGGGUCGGCCGACAUGGUGUCCGUCACGAUGGCAACGUCAGAGUGGAUUCAGUUCUUCAAAGAAGCUGGGGUUCCCCCAGGACCUGCUGUCAACUAUGCUGUCACUUUUGUGGACAACAGGAUCCAGAAGAACAUGCUAAUGGACCUGAACAAGGAGAUCAUGAACGAGCUGGGCAUCACCGUCGUUGGGGAUAUCAUUGCAAUCCUCAAGCAUGCCAAAGUGGUGUACAGACAGGAAAUGUGUAAGGCUGCAACAGAGUCAGUGGCCUCCAGCCAAACCACCUUGCAGACUGAACUCCGCCGGAAUGCCAACACUGCUGCCACUCGGAUGAUUGCAAACAGCUUGAGCCGAGACUCUCCACCUUCCACGCCUGUUCGAAGACCUGAGCCCAGCGCUUCCAAAAUCUCCAUUACGGUCUCCAAUAAAAUGGCAGCAAAGAAUGCCAAAGCAGCUCUGUGCAGGCCAGGGACUGAGAAUUCCACAGUCCCAGUGAAACGGCGCCGCGUCACGGCAGAGAUGGAAGGGAAGUACAUUGUCCACAUGCCAAAGGGAACAACACCCAGGACAAAGAAGAUUCUGGAGCAGCAGCAGGCAGCAAAAGGCUUACAGAGAACCUCUGUAUUUGACCGGCUGGGUGCAGAGACCAAUGCAGACACGACGACAGGAAGCAAGCCCACAGGAGUGUUCAGCCGGUUGGGGGACAUGCAGGAGGCGGAUGAGGACAGAGCGGCAGAGAGUGAUGAGGACAGCCCCGUCUUGCAGUAUGCUGGGGUGCUGAAGAAAUUCUUCAAGCCCUCCAGGCCCAAGGAGAAUGCCAAGGCUGGGGGGACGGUCAAAGCAAAAGCCACCAGCUCUGAGCCCACCCCCGCCCCCACCAUCCUGCGACUCGGGAGCAAGAGUCCGGCAGGCCUUAUGGCCCCCCUUAAGGAAAAGAAGCCAGAGUUGCUUCCGCAGGGCAGUAUGGCCCAGAGACUUGGCAAGCGCCCCCUGCCCACCGAGGCCCAGGACAGCAGGGUCACCAGCUCCAGGAGCAAGCUUGAGUCUGACUUCCGGGUCACCAUCAAGAGAACUUUGGGAAGUGCCAAGGUAAGCAGCACCACGGAGGCCCCCAGCGCCCAGAUGGACAACACGGGGACCGUCAGUGUCUUUAAGAGGUUGGGCAGGAAGGCCGUGUGAUCUGGGCCCCUGUGCCCCCUUCGCAAGCACGUGUGGGAAUCCAGAGAAUUUGAAUUAGGUGCGUGCGCGUUUUUUUAUGCCUCCUCCCUUCUGCGACACAAAUUGUGCUACUUCUGGGCCAGUUGGUCUUGGUGAGGACAGCUUCUGUGAAGCCCCAUGUUGCUUCUCCCGGCUGUUUUGACAGGUCUGUGGGGCAUGAGUUCAGCCCCUUGGGCAUGUGCAGAACGAGGUGUCUUGUGUGGCUGGAUGAUGCACAUCAGAGCGGCCCUGCCAGUGCAGAAGGCCCCGAGCCGGGCGUGAGGGAAGACAAACGGAGGGCUCCUGGGGAUCAUCAGAGCAGCGCGACAGAGCACUGAACACCCCUUUCUCUAUUUCUGUUAUUUCCCCUCUGCAGGUCCUUGCUCUUUCCUAGGAAGUAGUGUCUUGAGGGGCUGCAUAAAAGAAAGAGACACAGACACUGGGCUUGUGAGAUGCAGGAGAUUCCUUUUCCCUCCUCUUUCCUGAGCUUUCAUGUGCCACUUUCUGGUACGGCUGUAUUCCAGGAAGGGCAACUGUAACGGUUGCCAGAAAUUCCUCUUGCUGGAUACUGGAAUCAUGCAGUUGACAAACAAGGUCCCAGUAAUGGAUUUUGUCUCACGCCAGGAGGAGCGAAAUUCUGGCUGGCUUCUCCUUGGAUUCAGCUUUUUAGGCUGGAGAGCAAUUUCUUCCGGUUUUACUUGGGCUGUAGCGCGUUGUUCAAGGUGCAUGGUUCUAGGGAGCAAGAGUUUCACAUGUCCAACUCCCUCAUUAGGCAGGCUUCAUUUCUCCUGCCUGGACCUGCUGAAGCAGCGCUGCUCAAAUGGGAAGAGGGAGGGGGAAGAGUGCCAGGUCUCCUCCCUCCUAGGGUCGCUUCAGUCCUUCCCUGAGCAAAUGAGAGGCACAGUUGGAUCAGAGAGCAAGCAGCUGUUGUCUCAAGUUUGAAGUCAGGCCCCAGUGAGAAUUGCAGUGGGCCUGGUUUUUCAAGCACCUUGCUCUGCUGAUCCACCAGGGCUGAUGGGCACGUGCAUUGCUGCUUGUAACGCUGGGGCCAGAGUAGGGUGGCAUGAAGAGGUUACAUACCUUGUUACCUCCCCGGUUGCUUCUGUGAGCCGAUUCCCCCUUGUGGAAGCUCCUGCCCCCAAUGUGGUUGCAGCAGGACAUGCAUGGAAGAUCUGUGUGAAGAGAUGGUGGUGGAACAAGCCACCUUACCCGCCCACCUGCCUGCUCCUCUGGGUGCCUCCUGCUCUUUCUGUCCCGUUGGCCCUGUCAGUUUGCCUGCAUACACGUAUCAUUGACAGGAAACGUGGCCAUCAGGGCUCAGGAUGCUGAGAGCGGGCGACAGCAAUGGAGAUGGGAAGAGCUCACAGAGCUCUUCUAGCCAGCUCCUCCAAGGGCCCUGUCGUCUCCCUCUUUCCUUUCUAGUUUAACUGUGGAGAGUCAGAGCUGGGAGGGGCAGGCAAGUGAUUAAAGUGCCUCAGAGGCUCCUGGGCUGCCUGUCCCAGGUGCUCCUCCUGAAGAAGGAAGACAAGUUGCUGAACCUUGGUGUCCCUCCUGUGGUAUGGAUUGCAGCCGAAUACCCAGAGGUCCUGUGAAGCCUCCCUUGCGUGCAGGUUCCUCCCAGCACCUGUGAGGCGUGCAGGGUCUUUGCGGCCCGUCGUCCUGGCACAACGGAACUCCAGCAGUGCCAGGCGGUGGCUGUGUCCGAGUGGCACAGGGCGCAGGUACUCACUUGUUACACACAUGAAGGAGGAAGCAUGCUUUUGGGGGGUGGAGGAAUUGAGUGUGCGUUGGUGAACGGGAUGUUGCCCAGACUGCUGGCAGACUGUACGGUGUCAGAGCAGCGUGAUGGCAGGAUAUGCUGGAUGUCAUUGGAGAUAUUUGGGCAGAAUUGGGCUGAAUGUCAUCUGGUCGCCCUUUCCCUCUCUUGACUGACACACUCCAUAUCCCAGCAUGCACUGCCAGGGCAAUAUCCCUAGUGCUGGCUUCUGAUUGGCCCUGAGCCAGGGGCCAUAGCCUUCUAUACCCUGAGGGGCAUUUCAUGCUUCCAGCUGGGUGUUGCUACCCCGGAGAGAGUUCUGACGUAACAGUUUAGGGGAUGUGUUUUUCCCCUCUUAAAAAAUAAGGCAGCAGCUACAUUGGAUUUCUAAUAUUUUAAAUGAGUUUAUUGACUGAAUUAGGGGGAGCCAGAAGAGUUACGGCAUAACUGUUGAUGUGUUUACAAAAAAAGGUCUUUUUAAAAUCCGAGUUAAAUGUAAUUUGGGUGUAGCCUUGUAUUUUGUGGCCAGCUGCAUGAAAGUGGGAGGGGGGGCAGGGUCCUCAGUGCUCCUGCCUGAGCCUGUUGAGGUGCUUCUUCCCCUCCCUGUAGGGGGAUAAAUGAAUCUCUUGCAAUAAAAUGUGUCUCCUCUUUG